This is a messenger RNA of Dermacentor silvarum, 2313 nucleotides long. RefSeq names its product ATP-binding cassette sub-family G member 4. The record is from RefSeq and is a predicted model, not a curated record. The transcript is spliced from 15 exons. Lineage: Eukaryota; Metazoa; Arthropoda; Arachnida; Ixodida; Ixodidae. Bases 1 to 2181 code for a protein of 726 amino acids. Gene Ontology annotation, molecular function: ABC-type transporter activity; ATP binding; ATP hydrolysis activity. Gene Ontology annotation, cellular component: plasma membrane.
AUGGCAAGCACCAACACGUCAGGAAAAGGGUCACCAACACCUUCAACGAAAGAUGACCAGCAAAAGGAAGAGGAAGAGCUACGGCAGGCAAUGAUUGUACGCAUCGUUAUCUUUGGUUUCCACAACACGAGCAAUGCCCUGCCUGACAAAGGCACGGCUACCACAUUCUCGGACUCGGAGCUGCUGCGCAAGGUGCAGUUCCCGGUGGCACAGGCCUCGCAGGAGACGGCCGUCAAGACGGCGCCUCCUGGAAACGGGCUGGCCGAAGAACUGCGCACCACCAUACGCUGGAACGACAUAUCCUGCACCGUGCCCAUUGUUAGGGGCAUUUUUGAGAAGACAGUGGACUCGAUCACCAAGCCGUCGCGGAGGAAGACGGCUGUGCGCUGCAUGAGCGGCUGCGCCGGGCCAGGCGACUUGGUCGCCAUCUUGGGACCACCAAACAGUGGGAAGUCCACGCUGCUCAACAUACUGUCCGGAUAUUGCAGAGAGGGCUACAGCGGCGAAGUGCUCAUCAACGGCGCCCGGAUGGGUGUGGACGAGCUGAGUGACCGCAGCUGUAACGUGCCGCAGACGGACUUGCACCUGGACUGCUUCUCAGUGAAAGAGACGUUGUGGAUUGCGGCUGAGCUGAAGUUCCCCACAUCCACAGAACGCAAGGACAAGUUCCGAGCGGUCGUGAACGCGAUGGAACGUUGGGGACUGAUGGACGUGCGGCGCAUCCCAGUGUCCCUGGUUAGCAAGACGCACCGGCGCCUGCUCACCUGCGCCGAGCAGCUCAUCCGGCCGCAGCCGCUCAUAUUCGUCGACGAUCCCACAAGAAACGUGGAUGCGACGCAGGCGCACAUCUGCCUACGCACGCUCAAGUAUCUGGCUUACAAGGGCCACACGGUGAUAGUCGUCAUCUCAAACCCUACAGCAGUCAUGCUCAAGUACAUUACGAAGGUCUACGUGUUGGCCGAAGGCAGGCUCAUCUACAGCGGCGUUCCUGCUGACCUGCGGAACCACCUGGGCGCACACGGCUUCCUCUGUCCAACGGAGGUUUCGAUCACCGAAUACCUGCUCCAGGUGGCCGCAAAGAUGUACGGUGGACUCCGCGCGCUCGCCGAGACAGAGACGAUGAAGGCCAAGGAGAUGCAGCAGCAAAUGAAGCAGCCGCUUUCUCCGACUGGGCCUUCACCGAUCGGUGCCCCACCAAGUGGCCAGCCGCAGGGUGUGACGGUAGAGCCGCGGCAUUCAAAGGCGGGCGAGGCCGCCAAUGGCAACGACGAAGGCGGCAAGGCGCCCGACAGGCGACGGAACAGCCUUGGCAACAUAUUCGAGGGUCGCGAAACGGUUGACAGCAAGGACCUGUUCUCUCUUCUUUUCAACAGGUUCAUCUUCUACACUUUCCGCAGUUCGGUGUACAUGUCGUACAGGCAGUUCAUAAAUAUCUCGUUCAUCGUCAUCUUCGCGAACGUGUUCAACUCGGUGGGCGUGGAGCACAACUUCACCAACAUGAACGUCGCUUUCGUCUUCCUGUACAUGUCCUGCCUAUCUGCAUUCUCGCUCCUGGGCGCAACACUGAAAACGCCUUUGCUCAUCCAGCACGUGAUCCACGAGCAGCGCUACUCUCUCUACGGCAAGAAGAUCUACUUCCUGGCCCGGGUCACGUGUGACGUCAUGUAUGAGAUCAUGUUCUCGGUGUCAUCUGGAAUAUUCGACUACUACCUGACACACCAGCCGAAGGAAGAGAGCCGGAUCUUCUUCUUCCUCUGUUUCGGCUUCCAGGUGUCCGUGCUGGGACAGGCUUUGGGCACGCUCAUCGGAACCAUCUUUGAGUACGAGACGGGUUGCAUGGUUGCGCUCACGGUGUUCGUCUACUCUGUGGUGUUCGGCGGCUACUUCUUCACCAGCAAGCAGUUGGCCUCCCACGUGAUGUGGCUGCCAUUCACGUCGUACCUGCGCUACGCCUUCAGCGGCACCCUGACCGCCCUCUACGGCUGGAAGCGCGGCAACCUCACCUGCCCCACAGAGGCCAACCACACCUGCCCGUACGCCGUAGGGACCGACGUCCUUGCCGCGUACUCUGUACACGAGAACGAGUUCUACAUUGACCUGGUGACGUUGUUCAUCGCCAUACUAGCCGUCUGGCUCGUUGCCUGCCGGCUGCUCGCAUUCAGAAUCAAGUGGCGCCUGUGAAGUGAAGCGGAACGCGGCCAUGCUGAAUUCACAAAAAUGUGCAACCUAGCGGUCACUGAGGCCGCUGAUCUCGCCAUGUUUGUUGUCCAUGUGCUCAGGGUCUACCUAUCUGUACCUUUGCGAAAUGUAAAG